AUGAGCGACAAAAAGGGCGUCCACAACCUUACCACCAAGACCGACUUUGACGCAGCCUUGAACGACAAGGAGACCCUCAUGGUUCUUGACUGCUUCGCGACAUGGUGCGGCCCUUGCAAGGUGAUUGCUCCCCAGGUCGUCAAGUUUUCCGAACAAUACCCCGCCGCACGCUUCUACAAGCUCGACGUUGACGAGGUCCCCGACGUCGCCCAGGAACUCGGUAUCCGCGCUAUGCCCACUUUCCUUCUUUUCAAGGGCGGUGACAAGGUCGCCGAGGUUGUUGGUGCCAACCCCAAGGCUCUCGAGGCCGCCAUCAAGGCCAACCUCGAGUAG
Bipolaris maydis ATCC 48331 is the source of this 333-nucleotide messenger RNA. RefSeq names its product thioredoxin-like protein. Gene Ontology annotation, cellular component: cytosol. NCBI's taxonomy places the organism in Eukaryota, Fungi, Ascomycota, Dothideomycetes, Pleosporales, Pleosporaceae. Gene Ontology annotation, molecular function: protein-disulfide reductase activity. The record is from RefSeq and is a predicted model, not a curated record.